Molecule: messenger RNA, 10223 nt
Organism: Frieseomelitta varia
Lineage: Eukaryota; Metazoa; Arthropoda; Insecta; Hymenoptera; Apidae
Gene: ec
Exons: 9
Coding region: 2801-8593 (1930 amino acids)
Biological process (GO): protein deubiquitination
Molecular function (GO): cysteine-type deubiquitinase activity
Source: RefSeq, a predicted model, not a curated record
UGCCUUCAGGUACGACGAGCGCACGGCCGCCGCGUGCAGGUAGUCUCGUGUUCGUUCUCUGCGAUUCAACGCGAUUCACCGGGCUUCGACGCCGACGCAACAUUUUGCAACGGCAGAAAAACCAGAGGGUUGAAUUCUAUCAAACGCCGAUAUCGCGUCCAGGUUUCUUCUGUGUUUUCAGUGAACGCGAAGAAACGAAGUUCGAGCGUGUGCGAAGACUUUUCUGAAUACUUGAAAUCUUUGCUUCGAGACAUCUCGACGAAAGCUGAGACUGAUUUUUCUAACGAUAGUGGAAGGAACGAGAUAUCGUUGAUGAUCGUGUUUAGCGGAGACAGUUAAUUGUGCUUGUGAUCCUUUAAAAAAAACGAGAUCGGUGCACAGUGGAGCGAGGAAACAUCACGACCGAGACGUGAAACGUGGAAAGUUUAAUCUGGGCUUUCGCGAAUAAUUUAUAGCAAAUCGAUGCGACCAAGUUUAAAGCUUUCAGACGACACACUCUCCGAUUUGGAUUCGCAAGUUUCAAGAAAGAACGCGUGAACUAGAAGCUACCUACUAUGUGGAAUGUUCGCAAUUGGCCCCAGUCGUUUUGAUUUUCAGACUCACGUCGAGAGAGAACCGUUCUCGUAGCCCCGGAGAAAAGUAUAAAUUCGAGAUUAGGACGUCGAGCAGUGGUUCUCGGGAGUUAACGAAUGUCGAGGCGUCAUCCUCGAUCGAGAUGCGCCGCGAGGAAUCUGCACGGAACCAUGUCGGCGAAGGAACGGAGCACGUGGCACGCUGAAGUGGAACGAACGAGCCGAGGGAGAGACGCAACGAGUCGUUAACGCCCGGAAGAGAGGCUCCCCUUGCCGAUUCGUCGGGAAUAUACAUAUUCUAAAAUAUUCGCUUCCUCGUUGCACGGGAACACAAUGGGCCGAUGAUUUUCCAUCGUGAAACUCGCGAAAGGGGAGGGAAGAAAAUGCAAAAAUCAUUAAACACCGUAUAAUCGCGCGUGGAAAGAAAGAAAGAAAGAAAAAAAAAAACCGUUUUAUCGAGGCGAAUCUGCUCCCGGGGCGAGUGAAUCUUCCUCAGCGAAUUGUUUAUCAGCGAAUAAAGUUCCCAGGCGUCGACGACGUUGGCGGAAGAGGUGCUAGAGGAUUUAUUCAAAGCGCGAAACAGCACCGGCGUAGAUCGAACCCGCGGUGACUUCACUUGCCAAACGAGUUUCACGUUUUUAAUCGAGUCUACGACUCGUCUGGCAACGGGUUCUCUCUCGGUUGUGCGCCUGCACAUCCGGCAUGCAACUGCCUGGACACGAAUCAUCCUGCUUGGGAUAUUCGCCGAUGGUGGCUCAUCUGCCGAGGAGGACUACUACUCUCUUUCACAACGCGGCCACCUGUUUCCCGUCCGGUGGCGUUUCUUCUCUGCCUGCCUGCCUUUCCCCUCCAGCCAGCAUCGCGUCGUUCGAUCGUCGAACGUUGCGUCCUGCAAUCUAAAAUCGACUGGAAUAAAUCGACUGCAGUGGAGAUUUUAAUUUGUAGAAUUAGGUGGCGAAUUGUGAGAGGUGGCAGAGCGAGAACGAUCGACCGGGGUGGGAGUUUAAUUAAAUCGUCUCGAACUGCGCGCGACCAGCGAAUUCAUCUGUGUUUGCGGAGCGAGAUUAAAACGGGAAGUUGGCAAGGAAGUUAAAAUAAUUGGUAUCGGAAGUUUGGAAAGUCGUGCUCAGUUUGCAAACUAACGCUGGAGGGAAUGUCAAUUUGCUAAAGAAAUCGAAGCGGCAAGGAUAUUUAAAAGCUGGAUGUAUUUAUUAAUCGAAGAAUCUGGAACGUCGUUUUUAAUUUGUAAAGCGAUGCCAGGAAAGCAAAAGUCGAGAAUUAAAUUGCCCGAGUAAUCGCACUGUGACGAUUUUAAUUUGGAAAGUGAAGCUGAAGUGGACGCAGACGGUCGGAAAUUUUCAUCAAUCUCCGCCCUACGAGUCGAUACUGAAAUAAAACGUUACCGAAGAAGCUAAGAACUAUUCGAGAAAAUUACAACUACUUUACUACUUUUGCAUGUUUCUCAUUUCGUCGCUCUGAGCUGAAAAUUAAAAGAAAGAUAUAUAUAAUCGAGGAAAUUACGACGGCGGUGUCAGAGCCAAGGGACACAAAAAAGAGGAAGAGUGUGGCUGCGUGUGGCAAGUGCAACGAGUGGAUCGAGCGGGCUAACGAAUCGCUGUGUGUAGACACACUGCAAACAGAACUAUCUCUCUACGAGUGAGAAUUUGUAUUUGCUGGAGGCCAGUCCAUAGAGACGUCGCUCGUUAUCUCGAUUUCCAAACGCAAUUUCGUGCCGCGUGUUGCGUUUCCAUGGUGUGUUGGAGCUUAGUGGACUUUGGAAAAAUUUCGUUGAACGUACGUUGAGUUCAAACGAGACAAUAUUUAGUGAAGGUUAAUUGUAAUUUGUUCAAGUUUCCUCUCUUUGGAAUACUUUCAGAAUUUUAUCUACGAUAUACUCGACAGAAUCUUGGCGAGAAGAAAUUUUGAGACUAGUGCACUUUGAAUUAAAUCAAUCAAUCAUUAGAUUUCUGAACGGACUCGUUGAAUUCAAGUUCUGAAACUUGACUUUAAAAUGAAACGAGGACGAUUACGUAUCACUACGUUGAACCAAAGAUCGUAGAACAGAAUGUCGUUGAUUUCGCGGGAUUUCCGGAGGAACGUUUGAGUAUCGUUCGAGUGUCGUUUAGUGGAGACUCGUGUGCAAGAUCGGCACGAUUUCGAGUUACGAUGAAACGAAGACACUUGUGAGAGCCAGUUUCCGCGGCCGAGAGAUAAUAUCGCGGAAGAAAAUGUUGAAGUGGAUAAAGGUUCGCCAGGACGCGUCGGCGAACACGCCGACGCCGUUGGAUCACGGGAAGAAGGACGAGAUGGUGGCAAAAGUCGAAGCUGAAGAAGCGGCCAGAGAGGAUGAGGAGGACAGCGGUAUGGAGAGGGAGGACACACCGUCCAACAUCGAGUUGAACCAUCUGCGAAAAGACCUUUUCUCGCAGCUGCAGUUUUCGCAAGAGAGCGCGCUACCGCCCGACACGCUGCGCCGCGCACUGGCCGAGAGCUUUCUCGAUCAGCAGAGGUUCCAGCUCGGAUUCAUGGACGACGCGGCAGAAUGUUUCGAGAACAUUCUUCUGCGUAUACAUCUUCACAUAGCGAGCGGGGAGGCGGAAGACAUGUGCAGCGCGAGACACUGCGUGCCGCAUCAGAAGUUCGCCAUGACGCUGGUCGAGCAAAGCGUUUGCGGAGCGUGCGGCGCGACCUCGGAGCCUCUGCCUUUUACACAGAUGGUUCAUUACGUGUCAGCGUCAGCGCUGACGUCGCAGGCGCGGCAAACGCCGCCGAAUUCUCGAACGAGUCCGGAUCUGUUCGGCCAGCUAUUGCGGCGAGCCGGAGGCAUGGGCGACAUCAGGGACUGCCCGAGCUCGUGCGGCGCGAAAAUCCAAAUCUGCCGGACCCUGAUGAACCGACCGGAAAUCGUUUCCGUCGGUGUCGUGUGGGACAGCGAACGGCCAUCGUUGGAGCAUAUCAUGGACGUUUUCGCAACCGUGGGAACGUCCCUCAGAUUGAGCGAUGUUUUCCACAGCGUGGUGGACUCCCGAUGGGGUGCCUCGACCGUGCACAAUCUCGUCGGAGUAGUCACGUAUUAUGGAAAACACUACUCCACUUUCUUUUUCCACACUAAACUGAAGGUGUGGAUUUACUUCGACGACGCGACUGUGAAGGAAAUCGGGCCGCGUUGGGAGCAGGUGGUGGAGAAGUGCAGAAGAGGCAGAUAUCAGCCGUUACUUCUGCUCUACGCAACUCCUGGCGGAACGCCGGUGAACACGGAAAACGCGCCGAAAACCGUGACGCCUUUCCCGAAUGGAAAUGGACUGAAAACACCGCCGAAGAACAACGUUCGGCGAUCGAUCACGCCCAGCCCGGAGAAACCAUUGAUCAAUAGUACUGCCAGACGUGCCAUCACACCGAAUCCCGACAGUCCCCCUCACCCUUACACGCAACGCAGAAUCUACAGUGACUAUCAGAAUCUGACGGAUAUUCAGAACAACAUCUUUGGAAAUCAGGGCGUUGACACCGUCGACGGUGAAGCGGAGUCGAAGUACAUCAGCCGACGCGCGGUGGAGAACGUGAUGCAGCAACAGAAGAAGCAGCAAAUGCAACUGACGCGCAGCCUGAGCGCUGGCUCGACGCCGCAGGACGCCAUCAGUAUCCCUGAUCACUUGAACGUACCGCGGAGACGUGAUUCCGGGAACUGGUCCGGCGAUCGGAACAGCGCGUCCUCGAGUUCCUCCACAACGAUGGACAAUCCGUACUUGUACAUCGUGAACAAGAUGCAGAGGAACUCGGGCGUGCCGAAGAGCCCGACCAGCAAGUCUGGCGAACUUUCUAGCAGCAGCAGCGGCCAUUACGACGCCGGAUACGACUCGUAUUCUUUGUCCUCCACGGACAGCCUUCCGCUGCAGCAAGGGCUGAAGCAUAAUCUACAGCUUGCCCAGAUCCCGGAAGGCUACCAAGCUUCCUCAGGCGACGACUGUGAACGCCUGUGCAAGGAGACCGACGCUCUUUUGGACAAAUCCCGAGCUGCCGAGGAUGCGGGCGACCUCAGCACCGCGGUCGCUUUGUGCAGCGCCGCGAGCAGCAAAGCCAGAGCCGCCAUGGACGCACCGUAUAACAACCCUCACACCAUCAGAACAGCCAGGAUGAAGCACAAUACUUGCGUGAUGAGGACCAGGAGUUUGCACAGAAGAAUGUUGCAGGAACAGGCGACAGUUAACGGUGAAAAAGAAGAAGGUGCGCCGGAAGGAAGACACUCGCGAGAGAACAGCAAAUCCAGCCAGCACUCUCGACAAAGUUCCAGAGACAAGGGGAACCAUUCCCGACAAAAUAGCCGUGAACUUUUAGUGAAUCCCCCGUCCGCAACUACCGACAAGCCGGCCACCAAGAGCAUCGAGAUCUACGCCACGUUGCCAAAAAAGAAGACCCUGCGCAGCAAGGCGACCGCCGUGAACGUAAUCGAGGACGAGGAGUACAUGCUGUACGAUCGACCGAUACAGAGGACGGGUCUGUUCAGUCGUACGAAACGUUGCGACGACGACAAGAAGGACAAGAAACGAGCUCGAAGCGAGGAGAGGAACAAGAACGUCUCCAAAGACUUCUCCGUCGCCCCCUCUCGAUCGUCUAUUGCGCCGAAAGGCGCCAAAAUGGAGAAAUCGAAGGAGACCGACACGAUCGCUAAUAACGCGCGUAACGUCCAAUCGAACAGCACGUCGAACGGCGAGCAGAAACAAGGCAAGAAACAGCACAAAAUUCGAAGGAAGCUGUUGAUGGGUGGGUUGAUCAAGAGGAAGAACAGGAGCAUGCCGGAUCUGCGAGAAGGCCAGGACGGACAGACGAACGUGAGCGUGGAGGGGACCUCGAACGCUUUACCGAAGCAGUCGGUGGACGAUUCCAGCGUUGGUUUGAAGGGCAACGAGGUGUGCCAGUCUCUGAGUGGUUAUCUGUCCGAGGGACAUCUAGAGUUUACUGGGAACAGUAACGGCAGCUCGGGCAGCAGCACCAGCAAUCCAAACUUGGAGAGAAGUCGCCUGAUGAGGAAGAGCUUCCACGGCAGUGCCGGCAAAGUGUUACACGUGGCGAAGGUCCCUCCGCCACCUCCGCUCAGGACCACUUCUCAGCUUAGCAAGUCUAAGUGUUCGGGCGAAGUGCACAACGAGCAACAGCCGGAGAAAUCGGUCUACUCAACGUCAGAGAGUCAGUGUUCGUCGAAUCCGUCUCAGGACCAGAACGGGACGUACUGGAAUCACGUGAACGCGGCAAACUCGACCGGCGGUGCUAAUCGAACAUCCAGCUACACCGAUUACUCGUCCGAGUCUCACUCACUCCCCUUUCUGCCUUCUUACGGCAUCGAGCAAAACGGCGGGAACGUGGCAACGUCUUGUCCGUCGAACUACAACAGCAAACCUAGAAUUCAGGACGACGUGGUGCAGUAUGCGAACGGGAUCCUGUACGAGCCCACGUUCGUGGUUACCAGGGCGGACGUGCACAACGAACAGAGCCCCGUGAAACAGCCGAAUCAGCUAGACUCUUUGCCUCCGUAUCCCGAAAACGGCAAUGUCUCCCAUUCGAGGCAACCCAGCGAGGAUUUCCCUCCUCCGCCGUAUCCUUCCAUUCAUUCUGUGUCUCACUCGAGACAAGCCAGCGAGGACUUUCCACCGCCUCCGCCACCCAUUGACGAAAGUUCCAAUCACAUUCAGGAUCAGCAACAGUAUCAGCAGCAACAGUACCAGCAUCAGUACCAGCAACAACAACAGUACCAGCAGUAUCAGCAGCAGCAGCAGCAGCAACAACAAGCUGUGUCUAUGCAACAGCGUCAGCAGCAGCUGGACAAUCAACAUAUUGGCGGCUUACUCUCCCAGUUGCAAAUGAAGCGAGAUCAGAUCCUAACCUGUGAGGCUCCGAGAGACGAGAAGAAAUCCGAGGAACAGGAGGACGAAGAGAAAUCGUCCGGAGAGACUUGGCUGCGCGAACUGCAGGCCAAACAGGCGGAGAGGAGGAUGAAGAAGCAGGGUUCUCUCGAGCAGGAUGUCUCGAAGGUUAGAUCGUCCGGUCCUACGAUCUCUGGGCCGACGAUCGCUAGGAGAACGAGCGAUUUGAUGAUGAACAGCCUCGGUCAAAGCUACGAUCAGUCCAGUCGCGACGUGACCGAUUGUCCGAGAGUGGUGUCCUCCGUCAAAGACAUGGCCGCUAGAUUCGAGCAGAUCAAGCUGCAACCGGCCGCGAAAUCUGAGCCUGAUCAGAAGAUUCCGACGAAGCAGAACGGCGUUUCUCCUUCUCCGUUGCUGGACGCCUCGCAGCACGCGGACAACGUUCAACACGCGGAGGAGCCGAGGCCAAUGAAACUUUCCGCGGAGAAUUUGACUAGCUUUGCGAAAACCGAGAGCUCGUCGAAUCAGUCGUUGAUGAAUUCGAGCUUCGAAUCUAGCUCCAGUCAGAACAGCUUCAUUUCAACCACACCAGCUCCGAGCAACGCCACGCAAACGCAGCAGAAUGGAUUGAAUCAGGCGAUCAUGUCGAUGUCUCUGACGCUGCCGCACGAGAACGGUCUGCCAAUCGAUUAUCCCGAGGACGAUAUCAGCGAGGUGGCCAUGCAGAAUACCAUACAGAACACGACGAUCCUGCCGAGCGAGGACGACAUCUCGCCGAGGAAAGUGAAACGACGAAUAGGGAAGAAGAAGAGCGUGUCGUUCUGCGACCAAGUGGUUCUCGUUGCGACGGCGGAGGACGACGAGAAAGACUCUUAUAUACCGAACCCGAUCCUCGAGAGGGUCCUCCGUUCGGCGAUGAACAAACCGGAGACUGCCCAAGUCCUUCGAGAGAUUCGAAGUCUUCAAGAGGCGGAGAUGAACAGAGAGAAUUGCACCGCAACGAAAUUCCAACAGCAGACUCUGCCGUUGAAAAGCGAGGCCGACAGCGUACCCGCGACUCCCUAUCAAGAUCAGUUGAGAAGCGUGAAUCCUAUACCGAUACCAGACACGAUCAAGCCUACUUUCGCGAGACAAAAUUCCAACGAGUCGGUGGGAUCGUUGUCGGACAAGAAACUGUGCGGUUCUUACGGCAACGAGGGGCAGGACGUUGUCAGGGACACCUACACGGGGCUUCCCAACGUGUCUAAACCGCCCACGUCGUACUCUCCUCAGCUGCAGCAGCAGAUAAGGUAUUCCCAAAAUGGUUACAUGCCGUAUCUGCAGUCUCAGUCAACGUAUCCUCAAGCGCAGACAUCUCAUCCGAGGAAUCAGAGCAUUCCCCUGUCUCAGACGCAGAAACCAGCCAGCCCUUACCCCACUCAGAUUCAAUACGUGCAGAACAACGUGCAGCAACAGAAGGCAAUGUGCCAGAAGAGCUCCUAUCAGACCUACUACCAAUUGGAGCAACAGCACAAUCAGAUGAACAAGCAAAUGUCUCAGCAGCAACAGCCCAGCAACAUGAACCAGAGGAUCGCGAGCCACAAUGCAAGCCCGAUAACCGUUCAACACUCUCAGCAACAGUUCGCCUAUCCACCGACUCAGUCGCCCAGCCCUUAUCAGAACCAGUACAGCCACAGUUCCUACCAGGGUUACCCCCAGUAUCAAUCCGUUUCUCAACAGAACAGAAUGAACCAACCACUUCCACAGUAUCAGCCGCCGCCGAAUCCGCCGUCCUCCUAUCCGCAACAGCAGAGCAUGCAGAAUUACCAACAGAGGCACGAUAAUUAUCAGAGGCCAGCUCAGAAGCCGGACCAGCAAAACAUUCUGGCGCCGAAUCAGACGUACCCGAACGCGUUGCAAAACGGGCAGAUACAGUCGAAUAUGAAGUAUCCGACGUAUCAACACCCACCGGUGUCGAAACAGAGCAAACAGAUGCAUUUCGUGCCGAUGUCGAAGGGCAACGCGGCGGUAGUAACGCAAUCCGCGUCCUCGUUGCAGAAGCCUGCGGUCGGUGGCAGUGCGAGAACCGCGCCGUGUCAUCUCUGCCGGAAGAAACAGGUGACCGAACCCGCCAUUUACUGUUCGGACUGCGACUUUUACAUGUCUCGCUUCCGGCCAAAGAACUGAGGGGGACUUUGUAACCUCCGUGUUGACGCACGACGGACGAAAAAUUGUUGUUGAAAAGACGAGUCGAUUUUUUGUUGAGAUGAUCCUUUCGUUCUAGGUGACGUAUAGAUGAAGUUUAAGUUAGUAACGUGUAGGAUAGUGCUGUCUAAACUAAGAUUCUUUUUUUUUUUUUUUUUUUUUUUUUUUUUGGUUUGUUUUUGUAUGUUAAUUAUGCAUAGAAAGAGAGAAAGAGAAAAAUUUGCCCGAGUGUUCGAAGAUUCGAGAGUAACAUUUCUCUUCUACGAGAGCAAGUAUUAGAUUUGUAUUAGAUUGUUAAAUAUCGUUGUAGGAAAUCCGGAAUUUUUCUUCUUUCGAUAGCAGCUGAUUAGUGAGAAUCUUGAAAUCUCGAAGGCUUCAAGUUUCGAAGUAUUGGAACCUCGAGUUCUUAAAGCUUCGAAAUCUUCUAGUCUCGAGGAUUUAAAGUCUGUAAAAAUUUGCAACGAACACGGACUGGGACCGCGAGUCAAAUCAACAUACGUGUUUUUUACGAACUCUCGAUUUUACGAUUAACUCGAAAUCAGCCGCAAAAUUUUCUGGCCCCACUAGCCGGAUGCCAUCGAAAGAUCAAAACCUCAGACGUGCGUUGAAACGGAGUUGAAACUUCGUCUUCGAUACGCGUAUACGAAAUUCUGUUGACUCUAGGCAAACUUAUGAUUGAUUUUGCAAAGGGUGAUAUCGCGCCACCCUCCACCCCACUUUUGUACAAAGUUAAAUUAGUUGUAGAUUUGUAUAAUCGAAGACCUUCGUCGUGCAGCUAUCAACUAUAGACACAUACUCGUUGUACCUAUUGAUUGUGUACUUAGCGACAUUUGUAAUUUAUAGCGGAUCAUAUUAUAUAGAAAGAAAGAUGUAGUUUCGCGUAAGUCAAUCGUAACUUCUUACGUAACAUCGUUUCGUGCUUCGUACGUUAGUCUAACCUAGCAAAUAUAGUUCCCUUAUAAUCCUUGUAUGAUUUGUACCGUUUACGAUUCUGUUGUACAUAGAGAUUAUUUCUGUGUAGCGUUUAUCUUCUGUGUAAAAAAAAAAAAAAAAAAAAAAAAAAAGAAGGAAAGAAAGAAAGAAACGAGCAAACAUCGUGUAUCGACGUUAACCCUCUUUCGAGGAUUAGAGCGUUUCUGUUUCACUCGCACGCAUACGUAUCAAAAAGACGCGGUCGUAAUUUCUGUUCGGCGAGAAGUCUACACUUUGUCGGAAUUGUGAUACUAGCCAUGCUCUACGUUAGGGUCUUAUCGUUAAAAGUUUAGGAAUCGUGCCGCGAUGAAACGAUACGGGUAGUCGCACAAAAAUCGAGGUGAAAUAGAGAAAGCGCGAAGGCAACAUGAUCUCUGAGUUGAAAGCGUGAAAAUUUAUAUUUUAUGUUGAUAGGCGUUGACGUUAUAUAUAUAUAUAUAUAUAUAUAUAUAUAUAUAUAUGUAAUUGUCGUGUACUUAACGAUUCCGUUUUAUUGUAACGAUCGUCUAUAUGUAUUAGAUCGAUGUACAAAUCCAAGCCCCCAGUUUUAUACAUUUUGUAUGAGUAUUUUGUUUUAAAAAUACUUGAUUUCCUCUCGUAUGUGACAUUGAAUAAUAAAGCGCCGUCGAAAUAUUUCAAA